This is a messenger RNA of Haliotis rufescens (red abalone), 1335 nucleotides long. RefSeq names its product phosphate-binding protein PstS-like. The record is from RefSeq and is a predicted model, not a curated record. Gene Ontology annotation, molecular function: phosphate ion binding. Bases 1 to 1335 code for a protein of 444 amino acids. The transcript has 3 exons. Lineage: Eukaryota; Metazoa; Mollusca; Gastropoda; Lepetellida; Haliotidae. Gene Ontology annotation, biological process: phosphate ion transmembrane transport. Gene Ontology annotation, cellular component: ATP-binding cassette (ABC) transporter complex.
AUGACAGCCUUGAGUUGCUUACUUCUCGCCAUCCUCCUCGGCCGCGCCUAUUCCGCCGUCGAGCUGAACGGUGCCGGGGCGUCCUUCCCCGCCGACGUCUACAGAGCAUGGCUACCAGCAUACAAGUCUUACAGAAGCAGGUUCAGCGCGGUGGAGAUGAAAUACGAGAUUAUAGGAAGUGGGGGAGGAAAAGAGCGUAUCAAGGGAACGACAGGACCGGAAGUCGACUAUGCUGGCUCAGAUUCUCUGCUGUCGGAAGAAGAUUACGCAAACCAUCCCGACCUUCAGAUGUUUCCGGCAAUGGCUGGGUCGAUAGUAAUUGGUUUCUACCUUAAGGGAAUAUCUGAACUAAACCUUAAAAUGGAUAAUGUGGUGGAUAUCUACAGUGGUGCCAUUCGAUGGUGGAAUGAUUCGAGAAUCGCCGACAUCAACCCUGGUGUAGACUUACCUAACGAACAGAUUAUUGUGGUGGCACGCCGAGACAAGUCAGGUACAACUGAGAUCUUCACGCGGGCCCUUGCCUCAGUCAGCCAACACUGGGCUGCUACAUAUGGAGUCUUUUCGAGAGGCGUCGAUGACAACGAAAAACCCUUCUACUGGAACGCGUCAGUUGUGACUCAAUUUGGGCAAACCAAUCGCGGUGUGUCUGGAAUUAUUCUGUCAAACAAAUUCUCCAUCGGGUACCUUGUUAUGUCGGAUGCGGUUACUUCAAAAGUCUCAUUUGCCAGGCUUCAGAAUAAGGCAGGGAACACGGUUGAAGCGUCUGUCAAGUCAGUGCAAAAUGCCAUGAAUGAUUUCGCUAGCGCCUUUGACGAACGUAUGACCUUGUCGUUAGCGAAUCCAACAGGAUUUAAUUCCUAUCCCAUCUCUGGCUACACCUACAUCAUUGUGAAAAAGACAUCCAUGACCAACUGUCAAUCAGCUAUAGAACUAGUUCGUUAUGUUGAAUGGUUUUACACCACAACUAUUCCAAGACAGGAUUGCGAGGACCUGUACAUGGUACCCCUGUCGGCAGAGGUCUACACGAUGACAAUGGAAAGAAUCAUUAAGAAAAUCACAUGUAACGGCAAGAAUGUCUACAGCAUGCUCGUGGCCAUAGUGGAGGAGGAACAGCUAUCACUGCAGACGUGGCGAGUCCCUGUCUACGUCGGAUCUCCCCUUCUAUUCAUAGCUAUUAUCAUCAUCAUACUGUAUCUUGUUAGACAUCAGAUCCGUCUUCAUCAAGCCUUGUUACGAAACGAGUGGCUUAUUCGAGCAAGUACAAUAUCCCUUGGAGUCUCCAAUAGAACCAUUGCCCUUCAUGAAGACAACAACCCACCUGUCAUCUUCUACUAA